Molecule: messenger RNA, 6971 nt
Organism: Alosa alosa (allis shad)
Lineage: Eukaryota; Metazoa; Chordata; Actinopteri; Clupeiformes; Clupeidae
Gene: coro1cb
Product: coronin, actin binding protein, 1Cb
Exons: 11
Coding region: 174-5000 (1608 amino acids)
Biological process (GO): cell migration; actin filament organization
Molecular function (GO): actin filament binding
Source: RefSeq, a predicted model, not a curated record
GUGCUGGCACCAGCGGGCUCAACGGAGAGGGCCAGGCGCACCAGAGAGCACCGGACGGCCAAGAUGACACCCAGUCGGAAUACAGCACCGAGUGGGACACCAGCGACAGCGAGACAGAGGUGUCCCCUACCCCCGACACGGCAGGCGACGGAUGUGCUUGUUGGGCUGACCCCAUGACAGAGCCAGUCAGGGAGCUGCCAGUAAGACCUGACCUCAACGCUAGCGACAAUCCCUCCCCCGAGAGUGGAGUAGGAGGGGGGAAAGUAGAGGGGGGGCUGGACAGGAGUGGCGAGAGCAAAGCUGUUCCACUCGGCACUCCGAAACCAGACACUCGGACGAGGCAGGAGGGAACGGUGCAUAGCUCGCAAUCCCAAGCGCAUGUUGAGUUUGCCACCAAGACGAGCCCAGGUCAAACGGAGAGAGCCAAAACGAGAGCUCGAGCGGACAGGUCGACAGCUUCUGAUCAGGGACGGUCAGGAGUGGUGGCGCCGUUGGCGAGUGAACUGAUUGACUCAGAGGGCAUGGCUCACAGGAUUGCUACGCAGAGUGAAGAUGCCAUGGACUCUCCUAGGCAGACUCAUCUAGCCAAUUCUGCAGAGGAGGACUUUGUUGUGCUUGAAACAAACACCCCCUCAUGUCAGUCUGACAGGCAGAAUAGGAGCACGGGCAAGAACCACCGAGAAAUCCCCACUCAUCUCUCAGAGAUCACAGGAUCAAACCUCCCAGGAGAAAAAGAGGAUAAAAAGAUGGGAGUUGGGAGUGCGGCUGAUGUUCCUCAAACAAGAGUGGAUCUUAAGGAUCGACAGGGCGCCACAGGAAGAAAGAUUGAUGCCGCCCAGCACUGUGCCCUCUCUUCCAGCGCAAUUCAGGGGCCAGCAGAGAACAGGCAGGCAAACACCUCUGCAGGGACGAGUCACAGGGUAAGGACUGAUAAUAGAUCCCUGUCAUCCCCACCUCCCGUGGACAAGACAGACCAAAUUGGUACUUUACUGCCACAUGGUCUGCCACCAUCGCAGGGCAAAGCGACUGCCUGUCUGCCCGUCCGCGACCAUAAGCAUCCCCCCUCUGCGCCUCCGCGCCGAGACGGUUCGCUGGAUGUUUCAGGUGCCACUGAGUACAAAAACGCUGACAAUCCCUUGGGGGUUAAACAGGAUAGCGUACCUAGAAACAUCCAAGCUCUUUCCACUGCGUCGGAUCCAGACAGGGAUUUAAAGCUGGGCACUGACACGACUAAGGCUCGUCAGACUGAAAGAGGCUCAGGGGCUCGUGGCAGCCUUAGGUCUGACCAGGGGGAUGAGAUGGUCAAGACUCUGCCAGGAAUGGAACACAGAGACAUGCAUUCUAACUCAAGCCAGGGCAAAGGUGAAAUAACACCGCUGCCUCAUCAAACUGACCAAUCAAAGGACAAGGAUGCCUUAGGAGUCCGUGGUCAGAUGCCAAAUGCAGGCUCUUCAUCAGGCAACGCGGUCUGCGCCACCGCUGAGGCAGGUGGCCAUCCCGGCUCUGAUAAUAGCCACAACACGCUGCCUCAGAAAAAUGUUAAUUGGCCCAGUCAGAAGAUUGAAGAGAACUUGGAGUCAGAGGCCUCCAGCACAUUCCAGUCAGAUAGACAAGCAGUGUGCAUGGAAAGCAACAAGCCUGCCAAAAUGGCAGCAGUAGCAGCAGCAGCAGCCACUGACACGGAGGAGUGUAAAAAAGAUCAGUCCUCACUUGUAGCUGAUGAACAACCCAAAGAUGUAACCCAAGAGCUUGCCACUGACGUGGCUGCUGCUGCUGACAUUCAAAGGGCAGAAGAAGAGGUGUCCGGCACUCUGUCUAUGGAUGCAACGAAGGGUCGAAAGCCAAAACACGGGAUCGCCUCCGUCAUUCCAAAACCGAAGGUUCAGCAGGCACCCAAGGGAGCUCCCAUGGAGUCAAGCCACGCAGCAGGGUCCAGUUGCUCCACCAAUAGCAGACACACAGACUCUCAUCCAUCAGCCAAUCACAGCACCACAACAGUACGAGCAGACACCAAUGCCUCCUCUCGUCCAAAUAAGCAGCACUGGUCAGAGGAUAGCGACAUUGUCAUCUCACAAUGCAUCCCGUUUGAAUGCGAAGACUACGAGAGAUUGCAGCUCACAGCCACAAAUAAGAGACAGCGAGGACCUCUCUGUUUAACUGCUGUGGUCACAGCCCCCCCACAAAUACUCUCACUGGCUCAAGUGAACAUGACACAGGCUCAGCACGAACCCCACACCACCACCCAACCCGAGGAAGAAACAUCUACAGAGAAAAGAGCCAAAGCCAAGGGGCCUCCUCCACCCGUUCCGAAGAAGCCCAAGAACCCUUUCAUCAAGGCUGCCGCUGCCCGUGCCACUGUCUCCCCCAAGGCCCCUGAGGAGAAGAGCCGAUACAUCGACCACCUCCUCCACGACAUCAAGCAGGCACGCCGUGACUCCUUCGAGACGUUUCCGGACGACAGCUGUACCAGUCCGACAGAUCCCAUGCGCAGUCUGUUAAUGGACGAUACACAUGCACAGUUUGUACCACCUUACAUGCACAUGACGGAGGAGUACGACCCAGGAUACGAUGAAAUUCUGGCACCUUCAGACAAUGACAGAAUCUACUACGUCAGACCAGAUUUUGAGAUGAUGGCAAAAAUGGUAGGCGUCUGUGCCGAAGCGGGGUCACGUCAUUUAGACAUGUACCCCAUGGAGUAUAUGUAUGAGCAAGGAGCAAAGGGCCCGCCGCCACCCGUGCCAAAGAAACCAAAGAAUCCAUAUGCCCAGACAGACAAACCAAGCUCAUCACCACCAACCUCCAAUUUUGAGAUUGAAGGUGUAGAGGUAACCGAUUACCCUGUAGAAGAUGAAGAGAUCCCCCCUGAAAUGCAUAUGUACAGUGAAAUGUACGGGAUAAAGUCAGAAUCCAGAGGAAGGGAGAGGGAGUAUGAGAAGAGGCAUAGAGCCAGAGAGAGGGUCAAGCCAGAGUUUGACAUGGAGAGUGACCCAAGGAAGACGAGGCACAGGAGGCAUGAGAGGGAAGAAACUGACCUCAACAUGAUGCAGGAUGAAUUACGUGAAAUGAGACACAGGGGCAGUGAGAGAGACAAUCUCGACUUUGACAUGCAGAGUGAACCCAGAGACAUGAGACACAGAGUCCGCGAGAGAGAUAGUCUCGACUUCGACAUGCAGAGUGAGGUGAGCGAGGCGAGAUGUGGAGCCCGCGAAAGAUUCAACCUCGACUUCGACUCGCAGGUGGAGCCAAACGAGACGGCCCCUGAGCCAAAACCACACAGAGCCGCUGAGAGAGCAAGGAGCCACACGCUCCCCACCGACACCAGAGCUGCUGAAGAUUUCAAUGAUGUGGGACGGUACAAGCCCGUUCACGAGCUGAUCAAGGAGACGAACCUCAAGCAGGACGUCAGGCACCAUCGCUCCCUGUCCCAGCGUAGCGAGGCCAAGCCUGAGGUCAAGCCUGAGGUCAGUUUGGAGAGGGUGUCGAGCCUCAAGGUGUCGCAGAUGAAGAAGGCGUUUGAUGUCACCAAGAAGACCACAGAGCCGCGUGAGGAGAGGUCAUCGCCUAAAAAAGACAUGAUGAGGCGUGUGGUGCGGCAAAGCAAGUUCCGUCACGUCUUCGGUCAGGCGGUGAAGAACGACCAGUGCUACGAUGACAUCAGGGUCUCGCGCGUCACCUGGGACAGCUCCUUCUGUGCCGUCAACCCCAAGUUUGUCGCCAUCAUCGUAGAGGCCAGUGGAGGAGGCGCCUUCCUUGUCCUCCCCCUGCAUAAGUCUGGGCGUAUUGAUAAGGCCUACCCCACCGUAUGCGGGCACACAGGCCCUGUGCUGGACAUCGACUGGUGCCCGCACAACGACCACGUCAUCGCCAGUGGCUCAGAGGACUGCACAGUCAUGGUGUGGCAGAUCCCUGAGAACGGCCUCACCAUUGCCAUGGCAGAGCCCGUGGUGGUGCUGGAGGGGCACUCCAAGAGAGUGGGCAUCGUCACAUGGCACCCAACCGCCCGAAACGUCCUACUCAGUGCCGGCUGCGACAACGUGAUCAUGAUCUGGAAUGUGGGGACGGGCGAGUCGCUGAUCACGCUGGACGAAAUGCACCCCGACGUCAUCUUCAGCGUGAGCUGGAGCCGCAAUGGUAGUCUCAUCUGCACCGCUUGCAAAGACAAGAAAGUGCGCGUCAUCGACCCCCGGAAGGAGCAGAUCGUCGCCGAGAAAGACAAGGCCCACGAAGGAGCUCGGCCUAUGAGAGCCAUUUUCCUGGCGGACGGGAACGUCUUCACCACAGGAUUCAGCCGCAUGAGCGAGAGGCAGCUGGCACUCUGGAACCCGAAAAACAUGGACGAGCCCAUCACAGUGCACGAGAUGGAUACAAGCAACGGCGUUCUCCUCCCAUUCUAUGACCCUGACACUAGCGUGGUGUACCUGUGUGGAAAGGGGGACAGUAGUAUCCGCUACUUUGAGAUCACGGACGAGGCCCCCUACGUGCACUACCUCAACACGUUCUCCAGCAAAGAGCCCCAGCGAGGGAUGGGCUACAUGCCCAAACGCGGCCUGGACGUCAACAAAUGCGAGAUCUCCCGGUUUUACAAACUGCACGAAAGGAAAUGUGAGCCCAUCAUCAUGACUGUCCCUCGAAAGUCGGACCUGUUCCAGGAUGACCUCUACCCAGACACGGCGGGGCCGGACCCUGCCAUCGAGGCAGAGGAGUGGUUCGAGGGCAAGAACGGCGAACCUAUCCUCAUCUCCCUCAAGGACGGCUACAUCCCCGGCAAGAACCGCGACCUGAAGGUGGUCAAGAAGAACAUCCUAGAGGUCAAGCCGGCCAAGAAGGCGGAUGGUGGCACGGCCACUGAGACCAAACCAGGAUCGCCCAAACCCACCGUACAAAACGAGGCGAAGCUGGAGGAGCUCUUGCGGGAGGUGAAGUCUCUCAGGGACAUGGUGACUCUUCAGGAGCGCCGGAUCGCCAAGCUGGAGGAGCAGGUUGCCAAGGUCGGCAUCUAACCGAGAUAUCAACGCAACAAACAAGCAAGCAAGCGAGAGAGGGAAGGAGAGAGAGAGAGGGAGUAUGGAGAGACUGCCAUCAAAACCGCUCAGAACCACCAUCCACUCUGGAGAGAUAUUCCAACAGGCCCGGGGGCCUGUCACUGCCAAAAAAGAAUACGCCCCGUUACUCCCCGUGUUUCAAUCCAGUUAUCCACACACUCACACAAAUACACACUUUCACACUCACAAAUCUACUCACAAAUACACACACACACACACACACACACACACACACACACACACACACAUGUACAGAAACACCUGUUCUCCAUAGUUUCUAAAGACAGUCCCCGACAACAUUCCAAAAUGAACUUUUAUUUUUCACGCCAAUCCCCCCUCAAUGUUUUUAAGAAUUCAUGGCGCAAGAUUAAGAUCUUGCCUACAGAACAUGAAUAUCAAUUAAUGAAUAAACAUUUUUUCUGUUGUUAUUACUGUUGUUGAAUUAUUGGAAGUUGUCUUACUUUUUGUCAUUACUGUAAAAUUUGUGAACAUUCUGAUGUUAACUGUAAAGUUACUGAGCCGAAUCGAAGAUCUUGCUUAGUUGCAUUUUAGAUUUCUUUUGUUAAUGCAAGCAUCAGUAUUGCCAUAGUUCCUCAAACUUGUUUUGGAGUUGCCAAAUUUGAAAGGUGAAUAGCUAAAUCCACCUUGUGGUCGUUUUAUAUUCUUUCCACUUGUAUAUUUUUUUUCUCUCUUUCUAUGUAUUCCAGACGUAACAAGGGGUGAUGCAAUAGAAUGGUUUUACUCUAAAUUGAAUUUUUCUCAGAUUGUAUUUUGUUUUGGUUUUUGUUUUUCUUUCUUUUUUUUUUCUUCACAGUCUUCAAAAAUGUAGAGGACCCAUUAGUUGACCCAGAGAAUAGUAAAUAGAAGGGGGAGGUUGAAAGACUCUAGAAGGGGGGGGCAAAAUGUCGUAAGUAUUAAAGAUGCCCCUUAUCAAUAAUCAGGCACAUUAAUCAAAUCUAUUGACGGCUCUUCCUGGAGGAGUGCAUUCACUGUUAUUUGUCUUCAAGAGAGAGUUGAAAUGCUGUGGCCAUUAUUAUCAUUGCACUUGUGCAGUGACCAACUGGAGAAAUGUAGUGUUUGAGAGUUUCACCCCAACAACUCUUCUAGUUGUAUUUUAUCACUAGCCUCUUCUGUGGCCUCCUGUUUUCCAAAUCGUUUCUGUUGGAGAGAAGAACAAAAAGACCAAUAAAAGAGAAGUGCUAUGUUGCGUUUUUGUUUUGGGCUCCACUUCAGAAGGAUGUUCAGUAAAUACCUGACGCGGAUUGAUACAAAAUCCUACAGUAUAGUUUGAGGUCUCAGUCAGAGCCAGGUUUUCUCUCGUUUCUUUUCCUCUUUCUUUCUGUCUUUUUCUCUCCCUUUUUUUUUCUUCUCUUCCCCUCUUUUGAAUGUACCCCGAAUGUGAAGACCUCCCCCUUCUAGUCCCCUCUCCUCCACACCAACAGAACCCCCCCCCCCACCUUCCCCUGGUAUGCUGUAGGCCCUCUGGAUGUACUAGAUUUGAAGAGUGGGAUGUCGAGAGGAGAAGACAGGUGCAACAGAGGCGAGGUGGUGGCAGCCUCUGUGGGUGUGUACAUGUUCUGUAAAUGUAGUGGUGACACUCGUGUGUCUGCGUGUGUGUGAUCGAUCAGUGCCCCCCGCGCUCUCACCCCUCCUAAAAACACCUCCACCACCAAAAUCCCAUAGUGCCUCAGCAGCCAAGGAGGGGGACCUGCUGUCCUCUUGGCACUUACCCCUCACUUAACCCCCCCCCCCUCCUCUCCCAUCUGCCACCUAUAACCCCUCCACCCUGAGCUGAGAACAUUUUAAAAAUGAAAAUAAUAAAACAAGAGAAAGGAAAAACUGUUCUGUGCAUGCAUUCUACGGUCUAUCAAUCCUGCAGAAAAGGUGAAAAUAAAUGAGAAACACAAUAAACCCCCUCAUUCUUACAAA